Molecule: messenger RNA, 1071 nt
Organism: Penicillium chermesinum
Lineage: Eukaryota; Fungi; Ascomycota; Eurotiomycetes; Eurotiales; Aspergillaceae
Product: NAD(P)H-dependent flavin oxidoreductase
Exons: 4
Coding region: 1-1071 (356 amino acids)
Molecular function (GO): nitronate monooxygenase activity
Source: RefSeq, a predicted model, not a curated record
AUGGCUUCUCCUCAAGUUAUCCGAACCCCGAUUACUGAUCUGCUCAAGAUCAACCACCCAGUCCUGCUGGCUGGUAUGAACGUGGCUGCUGGCCCCAAGUUGGCAGCUGCUGUUACCAAUGCCGGUGGACUGGGUGUGAUUGGUGGUGUUGGCUACACUCCUGAGAUGCUGAAGGAGCAGAUCGCCGAGCUGAAGGGGUAUCUGACCGACAAGAACGCCCCCUUUGGUGUCGACCUUCUCCUUCCCCAAGUUGGUGGCAACGCCCGUAAGACUAACUACGAUUACACCAAGGGCAAGCUUAAUGAGCUUAUUGAUAUCAUUAUCGAGAGUGGCGCCAAGCUCUUCGUCUCUGCUGUUGGUGUGCCCCCCAAGGCGGUCGUCGACAAACUCCACGGAGCCGGCAUCCUCACCAUGAACAUGAUCGGCCACCCCAAGCACGUCAAGAAGUGCCUCGACGUUGGCGUCGACAUUAUUUGCGCCCAGGGCGGUGAGGGUGGUGGUCACACCGGUGACGUCCCCACCACUAUUCUCAUUCCCACCGUGGCCAAGUUGGUCCAGGGUCACAAGAGCCCUCUGACCGGCCAGCCCGUGCAGGUCAUCGCUGCCGGUGGUCUUUACAACGGUAACUCUGUUGCCGCAGCCCUCAUGCUGGGUGCUUCCGCCGUCUGGAUUGGUACUCGCUUCAUCCUGGCUGAUGAGGCCGGUGCUCCUGCUGCUCACCAGGAGGCAGUCCGCACUGCUGGCUUCGAGGACAACAUCCGUACUAUCAUCUUCACUGGACGUCCCAUGCGUGUCCGUAAGAACGACUACAUCAUGAACUGGGAGGAGAACCGCGCGGAGGAGAUUAAGCAACUCACUGCCAAGGGUGUCAUCCCGGUUGAACACGACUUCGAGAACCUCCCCGAUGACGUCGAUGACGACUACCUGGACAAUGCUCGCCCCUUCCUGAUGGGUAAGGUGUCUGCUGUUGUGAAUGAGAAAAAGCCCGCCAAGGCCAUUGUGGACGAACUCGUCCACGAUGCUGCUGCCCUCCUCAAGAAGGGUAACAGCUAUGUUGCCUCCAAGCUGUAA